Lachancea mirantina is the source of this 3918-nucleotide messenger RNA. Lineage: Eukaryota; Fungi; Ascomycota; Saccharomycetes; Saccharomycetales; Saccharomycetaceae. The record is from the annotation of a GenBank genome assembly.
AUGACUCUCAGUUUUCUACCAGGGCAACCGAAUGUGACACAGCAAACUGCGUGUCAAAGCACCUGGUGCGGACACCCAAUCCUAGCUUAUUGUUCUGGAAACAACCUCAUUAUUCUAUCAGAUGAUUUUAGUAAAUUACAAACAUUGUACCUACCGUCUGAUUGUGUGGCCGUUGACAUAGACUCAGAAAAUGGCUGGAUAGCGGUGGCCUUUGGAAACUUGGUUCACGUUUACAAGCCUCUUUAUCAAGUGAUGAAAAGCCCGAAGUGGGUUCUCGGCACCGAAAUUUUCCAUGAUAAUUCUCAAGUCAACACUUUGAGUUGGGGUGCCACUGGAGAGUUGGUAAUUGGCUCUGAUUAUUUGUCUUUUUGGAAAAUACGUGAUGAAUUUGGGAAAUACAAACCAUAUCUUCUUUGGACCAAAAAACAGUUCAAGCCUGUGUACCUAUGCAAAAUAUCAGAUGAUUCGCAGAUUAUUGCCAGUAUGCACAAGUACAGCAAAAUUGUUAAACUUUGGAAACGCAUAUCAAUUGGGGGGGACGAGGAUGUCUUUGAUUUGACUAUAAUAUCCCAUCCUGAUUUCGUCACGACAUUAAGGUGGAGAAGGACUCACACUUCCUGCAGUCUUCAAAGGAACUCGCAUAUACUGUACACGUUAUGUCAAGACAGAAAACUGCGACUUUGGACGUAUUACGAACUGGAUACUCGUCGAAAUGUUCAGCAGUGGGGAGUUCUUUCUUUGGGGAGUGAAACGAUUAAUUUCUGCGCCAUUUUGGACAGCUGGCUUGUCGAAAUAGUGUUUGCUGGCGUUAAAACGAGCACUAACCUAUUUUUCUCAACAAAUGUUCCUGAUAUUGUUGCUACCGGGGACGCUGAAGGUAACAUUGUACUGUAUGCCUUAGAUAAUCUGUCUCACGAUCCGCCAAAGUUAAUGGCUACAAGAAGGUUAAAAACAACGUCUGUUCAAGCACCUUUCCACGUUUUCAAACCAUACAUUCUCUAUUUUGCGGAGCCUCAGGCGUACACUAAACAAAAGACUGAAAUUUCGCUAAUCGUUCAUGACAUUCGCGGUGUAGUACGACACGAACUUAUAGACCUUCCGUUGUUACUUUCAUCAGCGAAUGAUGGCACUUGCUUUGAGUUAGAACACAAGUUUACUGGGCACGAAAAGUCCAUACAAAAGUUGGCACGCAGCAGUGACGGAGAAUCACUUGUGACGCUCUCUAGGUUUACGGAGAACAGCGUUUGGGUGCCAGAAAGGCUUGCAGAGGGUAUGCAUCUCCGAAAGAAAAACAUCAUUCAUUCAGAAGUGCCGGUGAGAGAAGUUGUUGUCCUCGAGAAAGGUAGUUUAGUUGUGGGUCUGCUAGAAAAUCUAAAACUAGUCCUUUGGAAGUGUCCUGACGUGCGUGGUAGUAAGAACUCAGUGCCACAAGGAGAGUUUAGUUUAGAAGCUUCUGACGGGCUUCCAAUGCUACUUCUGAACACCCCUGAAAAAAAACACAGGCAUAAUGUUCAUUACAUUGCCGUUGUUUAUAGUACGGGCCAAACGAAGGGAUUUGAGAUCACAUUCCAAAAGGGAAUAUUACCUGUGGCCUCCGGUCGCAUAGAGCUUGAGGGCGACAAUGAAAUUUACAAGUUGUCGGCAAUAGACCCCGUGAAUUACGGAUUUCUUGCCGAUAGAUCUUUAAUAUCCGUAAUCAAUCGGAAGGGGAUCGUUCGGGCUUACAAAGCUAUUGUACAGCUCGAUAAAAACAAAGGGAUAGAUUGGGUUAAAACUAAUGAGGUGAACACUGGAUUGAUCGAUAGUGCCCACAUUAGUGGCUCUUCCAUAAACAAAAUGUGCAUUGUUGAUAAAACACAAAAGACUCUCACACUAUGGGACAUGAAGAGAAGUUUUCUCGAAUAUCGUCAUACCUUUGAUGAUAAAAUUGUUGAUAUCGACUGGACGAGUACAAAAUUUUCGCAGAGUGUUCUUUCCGUGGGCUUUGAAACCGAGGUUCUUUUGUAUACUCAGUUAAGAUACGACUAUACCACUAAAAACCCUAGUUUUCUUCCUGUCGAGAAAAUAGACAUAAGCCAACAUACCUCCCACGCUAUUGGCGAUUCCGUUUGGUUGACUGACGGGACUCUUGUGAUUGCUUCUGGGAAUCAGCUUUUCGUCAAGGACAAGUCAUUGGACCUGGAUGAUCCGUUUACCAGUCAGUCCAUUGGCUCGAGAAAAAUCCUAUCAAAUGAUAUCCUGCAUCUGAGCGGUGUUUUAAAUGGUCCUUUGCCUGUGUACCAUCCGCAAUUUUUAAUUCAAGCACUUUACGCGCAAAAAGUUUGCCUUGUCAGGGAGAUUCUUUUAAAGCUUUUUCUAAAGCUAAGAGAUUUUGAAUUCAAUUCAUUUGAUAUUGCGACACUAGGAUCGGAUCUCGAAUUCUCUUCUGCCAAGUUUCUCCAUGAUGGCGACAAAUCUUACAAAUACGAUUUAUAUCCAGAGCCCUACACUGCAUUCACCCCAAAGGUUGCCGAAGCCUUGCGACAAAAGCUGAUGGAAAUAGCACUUCCAUUUCUAACUCGGCAUCAACAAGUUACUCUAAUAACGAUCAUUGAAGCAAUUGAGGACAUUGAUCAAAAUGAAAAGGCCGUCGAUUACUGCGGCCUUAUGUUCAUUUUAGGCUUAAAAUUGUUGAACUCGCAUAAAGCGACCCAGAAAAGCAUUUCGAUGCGAGAUGUUUUAUGGGCGAUACACUCGGCCAACAAAAACAUUCUAUUUCUAUCCUUAAAGCCCUCUCUGACUUCUUGGGACCACGCGCGGGAAUCGCGGGUAUCGUUUUGGCUAGAGAACAGAGAUCUUGUGAAAACCUUCGAGGAUAUUGCCAAAUAUGAGUUCAACAAAGAUGGUCGUCGCGAUCCGACUAAUUGUGCUAUUUUUUACUACGCACUGAAAAAGAAGCACAUUUUAAUGGGUUUAUGGCGCGUCAGCGCUGCUCAUCCCGAGCAGCAGAAAAUACUCAAGUUUUUGAAUAAUGAUUUCAACGAGCGAAGAUGGAAGACUGCAGCAUUCAAAAACGCCUUCGUAUUGUUGAGCAAACACCGCUAUAUGGACGCUGCUUGUUUUUUCUUACUUGCUGGCUCUUUAAAGGAUGCAGCUAGUGUCCUUAUGAAGCAGUGCGAUGACAUAUGCCUUGCUGUCGGUGUUUGCAGAGUGUACGAAGGCGACAGUGGGCCAGUUCUCCGGGAACUCCUUCUCAGAAAUGUGCUUCCUGGUGCCAUCGAAAACAGCGAUCGUUGGGUCGCGAGCUUCUUUUAUUCGGUAACAGGUAAUCCAGCACUGGCCAAUGAGGCGCUACUGAAGGCGCCUGCUUGCAUAGAAGAGAACGAAAAAGUUGUUGAAAACUAUAAUGUCGUGAAUCAAUCUUUUCUGGUGGAAGAUCCGGCCUUGCUUCAUUUGUACAGAAUCGUUCGCGAUAGGUCUCCAUGCAACAGCAAAAAAGAAGCUCAUAUGAAUGGAAGUCUAGAAUACGAUACAUUAGCGAGAGUGGUCGGUAUCUAUUCAAGAAUGGGCUGCGAUUAUCUUGGCCUAUCAGUAGUGAAAAAUUGGGUAUUUUGUGACGUCGAUUGGGCAAGUCGCAACAAAGCAGAUAAGGAGGCUUACGCUGACGGUUUUAUGAAUAAAGAGAACGCAGAGGUUUCGAACAUGCAAUCAAAGCCUGGGCCAUCCGAUGUAAAGCACCAGGCUCAACCUCGGAACAUCUUAGACGAGUUUUUCGGCCCUCAAUCGCCCAAGAGCGCACCCAAAAGCUCCUUCAUCAAUUCUUCAUCGAAUGAGUCUCCAGAAGUGCCGCGUGUCUCAGAUCACUUUGAAAAGGCCGGGAAGAGUUCCCCUGCCAAAUCAUUCAAAAAGCCCCCAAAUUUACUCGAUGCCUUUAUGUAA